UACGAUAUAUACAACAUCCGGAUAUCAGUUCGUUUCGUCGACAUUCCAUGUCUAUUUUUUGAGCUUUCUUUAAAUUACGUUUCCCGCUGAAUGGCUUUUUUGGUGUGGUUUGCGUUAAUUGACUUUUAGCACUGAUUUAUUUAUCAUAACAGAUACUCGUAUAAAGGAGUUUUACGUGAGAUACAUCAUGAAUAUUGAUCAUGUUUUGAAAACGAAUGUCAGCCGUUAUAAAUAAUAGAUCAUAACUCUGUUUGUAUAAUAUAUCUCUGGUGAAUAACGGUGAAAUAUUUCUUCUGAAUUAAUAGCAACAUUUGUUUUCCUCAUUGCCAAGAAUAUUUACAAAAGUAUUUUGCAUUGUGUUUGAAUGUGAGAAAAUCUGGAAAGGUGUUUGUAUCAUUUUCAGAUAUUCAAGAUCAGAUUUGCUGUAGAAGAUAUAUAUAAAGAAGAAGGGGAAAAUAUAUUUUCUGUCUGUAUGCUACAGAACAAUAAUGAAUAGUCUGGAGAUGUUAAAAGAAAGAGAAAAGUUAUCAGACCAAUGUGAUAUCUGUAAAAAGACUUUUUCUAAUAGAGCGAUUCUCACUCUUCACAAAUGUAUUCAUCCAGGUGGAAAGAAAUAUUACUGUGAUAUUUGUGGUAAUUCAUUCUCUCAAAAAAGUCACCUUACUCAUCACAAAUACACUCAUACUGGAGAGAAACCAUAUCAGUGUGAUAUCUGUGGUAAAUUAUUCUCUCAAAGCAGUAGCCUUUAUUGUCACAAAUCCAUUCAUACUGGAGAGAAACCACAUCAGUGUGAUAUUUGUGGAAAAUCAUUCUCUCAAAAAAGUCACCUUACUUCUCACAAUUCCGUUCAUACAGGUGAGAAACCAUAUCAGUGUGAUAUCUGUGGUAAAUCAUUUUCAUCAAAAAGUCACCUUACUAGACACAAAUACAUUCAUACAGGAGAGAAACGAUAUCACUGUGAUAUCUGUGAUAAAUCUUUUUCAUCAAAAAGUCAUUUAACUACUCACAAACUCCCUCAUGCUCAUGAGAGGCCAUAUCCCUGUGAUAUUUGUGGUAAAUCAUUCACUCGAAGGAACGGCCUUACUUAUCACAAAUACACUCAUACAGGAGAGAAACCAUAUAAAUGUGAUAUUUGUGGUAAAUCAUUCUCUCAAAAAGGUCACCUUACUUAUCACAAAUCAGUUCAUACAGGUGAGAAACAAUAUCAGUGUGAUAUCUGUGAUAAAUCUUUUUCAUUAAAAAGUCAUUUAACUACUCACAAACGUGGACAUACACGUGAGAAGCCACAUCACUGCGAUAUUUGUGGUAAAUCAUUCUCUCAAAAAUGUAACCUUACUACUCACAAAUCAGUUCAUACAGGUGAGAAACCAUAUCAGUGUGAUAUCUGUGAUGAAUCCUUUUCAUCAAAAAGUCAUUUAACUACUCACGAACUCAUUCAUGCUCAUGAGAGGCCAUAUCCCUGUGAUAUUUGUGGUAAAUCGUUCAUUCGAAGGAGAGGCCUUACUUAUCACAAAUACACUCAUACAGGAGAGAAACCAUAUAAAUGUGAUAUUUGUGGUAAAUCAUUCUCUCAAAAAGGUCACCUUACAUAUCACAAAUCAGUUCAUACAGGUGAGAAACCAUAUCGGUGCUAUAUCUGUGGUAAAUCAUUCUCUCAAAAAAGUAACCUUACUUCUCACAAAUACAUCCAUACUGGGGAGGAACCAUAUUCUUGUGAUAUUUGUGGUAAAUCAUUCCCUCACAAGGGUAGCCUUACUUAUCACAAAUCCAUUCAUACUGGAGAGAAACCAUAUCACUGCAAUAUCUGUGGUAAAUCCUUCGUAAUUAGAAGUCAUUUAACUCCUCAUGAACUUACGCAUACUAAUGAGAGGGCAUAUCAGUGUGACAUCUGUGCUCUCUUUGUCCACUCUGACUUUAGUUUUCACUACAAUAUAUUCUUCUCACACCUUCCUCGUUGA
Molecule: messenger RNA, 1958 nt
Organism: Octopus sinensis (East Asian common octopus)
Lineage: Eukaryota; Metazoa; Mollusca; Cephalopoda; Octopoda; Octopodidae
Product: zinc finger protein OZF-like
Exons: 6
Coding region: 489-1958 (489 amino acids)
Biological process (GO): regulation of transcription by RNA polymerase II
Molecular function (GO): DNA-binding transcription factor activity, RNA polymerase II-specific; RNA polymerase II cis-regulatory region sequence-specific DNA binding
Source: RefSeq, a predicted model, not a curated record